Sturnus vulgaris (Common starling) is the source of this 2004-nucleotide messenger RNA. NCBI's taxonomy places the organism in Eukaryota, Metazoa, Chordata, Aves, Passeriformes, Sturnidae. The record is from RefSeq and is a predicted model, not a curated record.
AUGGAACCCCCGCAUCCCUCCCGGCUGUUUCCCCCCCCCGGUUCCGGGAGCUCCCGGCGCCGUAAUUACGGUAGUUUACCGCACUUUACCAUCGCAGCCAAGAUCGGGGGGGACGCAGCGCCGCCAGUGCCCAACAACAACCCCCCACCCCCGGAUUUCGGGGGCUUCGGGGGGCAAAAACGGCAGCUGGAGGAUGGCGACCAACCUGAGAGCAAGAAACUGGCAGCGCAGGGGGAAGCGCUGCCGGCACCGAUGGGGCCCAUCCACCCCCCACCCAGGACGACGGUGACAGAGGAGUACCGGGUCCCUGACGGCAUGGUCGGCCUCAUCAUCGGACGAGGGGGGGAGCAGAUCAAUAAGAUCCAGCAGGAUUCGGGGUGCAAAGUGCAGAUCUCCCCAGACAGCGGCGGUUUGCCGGAGCGCAGCGUGUCCCUGACGGGGUCACCGGAGUCCGUGCAGAAGGCGAAGGCGCUGCUGGACGACAUCGUGUCACGGGGCAGGGGGGGACCCCCGGGACCCUUCCCUGACACCACCAACGGCCAGAACGGGACCGUCCAGGAGCUGAUGAUUCCAGCUGGAAAAGCGGGAUUGGUCAUCGGGAAGGGUGGGGAGACCAUCAAACAGCUCCAGGAACGGGCGGGGGUGAAGAUGAUCCUGAUCCAAGACGGUUCCCAAAACACCAACGUGGACAAACCCCUGCGGAUCAUCGGGGAGCCCUACAAGGUGCAGCAAGCCUGUGAGAUGGUGCUGGACAUCCUUCGGGAGAGAGACCAGGGCGGCUUCGGCGACCGCUCGGAUUACGGUGCCCGCCUGGGCGGGGGCAUCGACGUUCCAGUGCCACGACACUCGGUCGGGGUCGUCAUCGGCCGCAGCGGGGAAAUGAUCAAAAAGAUCCAGAACGACGCCGGGGUGCGGAUCCAGUUCAAGCAAGACGAUGGGACGGGGCCGGAGAAAAUCGCCCACAUCAUGGGACCCCCCGAGCGCUGCGAGCACGCGGCCAGGAUCAUCAACGACCUGCUGCAGAGCCUGCGGAGCGGCCCCCCGGGACCCCCCGGGCCGGGGCUGCCGCCGGGGGGUCGCGGCCGGGGCCGGGGUCAGGGCAGUUGGGGCCCCCCCGGGGGGGAGAUGACCUUCUCCAUCCCCACCCACAAGUGCGGGCUCGUCAUCGGCAGAGGGGGGGAGAACGUCAAGGCCAUCAACCAGCAGACGGGGGCGUUUGUGGAGAUCUCGCGGCAGCUGCCCCCCAACGGGGACCCCAACUUCAAACUGUUCGUGAUCCGCGGGACCCCCCAGCAGAUCGACCACGCCAAGCAGCUCAUCGAGGAGAAGAUUGAGGGCCCGUUGUGCCCCGUCGGUCCCGGUCCCGGCCCAGGGGGUCCCCCCGGCCCUGCCGGUCCCAUGGGUCCCUUCAACCCUGGACCCUUCAACCAGGGUCCCCCCGGAGCCCCCCCGCACCCGGGGGGGCCACCCCCCCACCAGUACCCCCCCCAGGGCUGGGGCAACACGUACCCCCAGUGGCAGCCACCAGCCCCCCACGACCCCAGCAAGGCGCCCGCCCCGGACCCCAACGCGGCUUGGGCCGCCUACUACUCGCACUACUACCAGCAGCCCCCCGGGCCCGUGCCGGCGCAGCCCCCGCCCGCCGCGCCCCCCGUGCAGGGGGAGCCCCCCCAGCCUCCCCCCACCGGCCAGGCCGACUACACCAAGGCCUGGGAGGAGUACUACAAGAAAUUAGGCCAGCAGCCGCAGCAGCCGGGGGCUCCCCCGCAGCAGGAUUACACCAAGGCCUGGGAGGAAUAUUACAAGAAACAAGCGGCACAGGUGGCCUCGGGGGGCGGUCCCGGUGCUCCCCCCGGCCCCCAGCCCGAUUACAGCGCAGCCUGGGCCGAGUAUUACCGGCAGCAAACCCCAACCCGGGGGUCCCCGAGUCCCCCCGGCCGCCCCCCCCCCGCCGUGUCCGUGUCGUUCCGGAGCAUCUGGAAAACUCCGACCACCGAAGGCUGA